GCCUCUCUUUGAACAUCAUCUCUGACUCACCUCUUUCUUCCAGGCUUCUUUUUUUUUCCAAUAGAUUUUUGUUUUUGUUUUUUGUUUUUUAAUUUAAAAGAACUUUCAUUACAUUUUCUGGUAGUCUCUCAUUCCCUCAGCACUGUGGACCAGUGUCAUCCUGGACUGAGUUUAUCACCUGGCCUGUGAGAAACACCUCUGUCCCCUCUUCAUCACUAAGAACUGAGUCGUACUGUGCACUUCAGGACACAAAAGUAGUUCAAGAUGGCUCUCAAUAUACCAGGUCUGGUGGUGAUGGCGCUGUUUUACCUGCUCAUCUUGGGCACGGGCAUCUGGGCGUCCUUGCGUUCCAAAAAGGAGGAGAAAAAAUGCACAGGAGACGGCAUGGAGAUAACACUACUGGCUGGACGCAAUAUCAACUUACUAGUUGGUAUCUUCACACUUACUGCUACAUGGGUUGGUGGAGGCUUCAUCCUGGGUAUAGCUGAAGCAACAUACAACCCAACGCUAGGUGCAGUUUGGGCACUCAUGCCUGUGCCCUAUGUCCUGACCUUCUUCUUAGGUGGCUUUUUCUUUGCCAAGCCAAUGAGAGAAAACAAGUACGUGACAAUGAUGGAUCCUUUCCAAAAGAAGUAUGGGAAUGUCCUUGCAAGUGCACUGAUCUUUCCUGCACUGGUUGCAGACGUGCUGUGGGUGGCACGCACACUUGUCAGCCUGGGUGGAACCAUGAGCGUGAUCCUGGACCUGCCCUAUGUCUACUCCAUCAUCAUCUCCUCAGUGGUGGCCAUAGUCUACACACUGCUGGGGGGGCUUUACUCUGUGGCUUACACAGACGUCAUCCAGCUGAUCCUCAUCUUCAUCAGCCUGUGGGUGUGCGUCCCUUUCAUGAUGACCAACCCUCACUCUGUGGACAUCUCGCUGACAGCAUACAAUGCAACUUUCCAGGCUCCUUGGGUCGGCACCGUGGAGCUCGAUGAGGCGGGCAAGUGGUUCGAUGACUUCAUGCUGCUGGCUCUGGGCGGUUUGGCCUACCAGGCGUUCUACCAAAGGAUCCUGUCCUCCUCAUCUUACACCCAGGCUCAAGUGACCUGCUUCGCCUCUUCGGCCUGCUGCCUGGUGCUCGGUAUCCCCUCAGUCCUGAUCGGGGCUGUGGCUGCAUCUACAGAUUGGAACUCAACCUCUUAUGGACUGCCCACCCCGUACGAGCGCGACCAGGCAGGAUCCAUCCUCCCCAUCGCUCUGCAGUACCUCACACCCCCCUACAUCUCUGUCAUUGGCAUUGGGGCUGUAGCUGCCGCCGUCAUGUCCUCCAUGGACUCGGCCCUGCUGUCCUCUGCCUCAUUGUUCUCCUCAAAUAUCUACAAGAACAUCAUCAGGAAGCAGGCUUCAGACUGUGAGAUGCAGUGGGUCAUCCGUAUCUCCGUGGUGGUCGUGGGUCUGGCUGGCACCGGCCUCACCUUCCUGGACAGUAGCGUCCUGGUGUUCUGGCUUGUCGGCGUGGACAUGUCCUACACCAUAAUGUUCCCUCAGCUGGUCUGCAUCCUCUUCUUCAAGGUCUCGAACGGUUACGGCGCCAUUGUAGGCUACAUAAUGGGGCUCGUCAUGAGGGUCCUGAGCGGCGAGCCCCUCAUCGGCCUCCCACCAGCCAUCCAGUUCCCCGGAUGCCGGCUGGACAAGGAGGGAAAGCUAACCCAGUACUUUCCCUUCCGUACCGCCAUCAUGCUCAUUUCUCUAAUGUCUAUUCUCCUUGUUUCAUUGUUGGCGUCCAUCAUUUUCAACAAAGGCCUUCUGCCGGAGAAGUGGGAUGUGUUCAAUGUCAAGCGCAGGCAGAGAGCAGCAGCCAAGGUCGCGGACGUUAAGAGGACCAACUCUGGAAAAGAAGAGGCUGCCGUGGCCAAGCAGCUGCUGGACACCACCAGCUGCUGAGAAGUCUCACAACGAGGGGGAGAAAGGGUGGGCGCCGGCCGGAGGCAAGUUUGUGUGCCGGCUGGGCACGAUUUCACAGAGGGGGAACAGCAGCAAAGGCUGGAUGCUUUCUACAGUUUGUACAGCACUGCUGACACAACAGCAGCAGGUAUGAGCUGAGCUCUCUGGUACCCUACCUAUGAGCUGUUGUCUUCUAAAGCAAAUACAGUAAAAAAAAAAAACAAAAAAAAAACAAAGAUAGGCUCCCUGGCUAAAAGCCAUACGCCUGUGUCGUAUAAAUAGCCACAAUAAAAACAUUCACAGAGACCCAGAAUAAAAUGUCGCAGUUUGUGCUGCAUUCUAUUUAAAUCAUCAGUCAUCACUUAAAAUAGAAACAAAUUACAUACAGUUCAUUAAAGCCAUUUCAUUUUUUCUUUUUUUGCUACAAGCUUACAGUAGUUCACUUUCACAAACACACUUUGGCAGGUUGAGCUUCUGCCCAGACCUGAAUUUCAUUUCCUAACGACCACCAGCACUGUGGUAAAAAGACACUUGCACAAAAAAAGAGACUUUGCACAAAAGGAACAAUCAGUCCUCCAGAAUGUUGAAAAUUAUAACAACACACAAAUAGUAUGUUGUCAUUUAUUAACAUUUCACAUAAUCAUAUGAUCAUAUGAUCUGCAUCGCAGCGCUCUGCAGCGGGUGCCGCCACCUUUCCUCUGACUGUCAGCAGGACGCGGCUCUUUCACAUAGAACAAAGAAAUGUCACCCUGAGAACAAAGAACGAGUGAACGUUUUGCACGGCUUCAUAUGUGAAAGAUGUUUAGACAGUUCAUUUCAUCAUCAUCUCCUUCCUUUAUUCACUAAGGCUGCCUCAAGUCCAAUAAUGCAGCAACAGCAGCUCUCCUCAUCUUGCUAGUUAGGUUAAUUUUUCCUCUUGUGAGGGAUUAUGCACCAUGUGAUUUAUUUGAAAUAUUAACCCUGGUCACCAAAAUGUUCUGUCUGCCAAAUGAUUUGAGUCAUCAAGUCAUUUAAACAUAAUUAAGAUGUGAAGCUUUACAAUUACGUGUAAAUGUUUUACAUGCAAGUAGACACCAACAAAUUUAGGACUUUUUUUUAAAGUUUGAAACAACCCAGGUACAGAUAAGUCAGCUGCAAGCUCGACUGCAGUGCAAUGCUGCAGGUGCUGAUGUGUGAGAAAUAAUAAAACUCAUAAAAUGGCAACGGAAACACUGAUGGAAGUGACACCGACACUAUCUCGUGCUUUUUAAACGUCCCAUUUUUCCCUCCCCCCUCCUUGUCUGCUGAAUGAUGAGUUUUGCUGUAAAGAAAAACAGGGGGAGAUGAAACUGUACACCCGCUUCGCUCGAAUGCAUUUCACAAAAUGACUGAGUGUAGCAGUUUAUUCCAUGACUGCGCAGAGAGGUCGCCCAACAUCUCCCUCGUUUUCCUCCUCGCUCAUUCCUCUUUCUCACUUUUUUUGCCUUUCCCUUUUAUUGUUUUUAAUGUACUGUAGUUUUUUGUAACUGUAUGCAAAGCUGUAGUUUACUAUGGGAUCAUUUUUUUCUCUGAGGCAGUGCAAAUGUUUGCAGCUGAGAUUCAGAGAAUUGAAAGUUUUACAGCAGUACAAAUUCUACUCCCUUUUAUUAAUGAUUUGAUUUUUAAGACUGUGUAAUGUUUUUUGUUGGUUCUUUUCUUUUUCCUUAUGUGUGUUUUAUUGCACUAGAUGCCUGGUAGUAUCAGAAAGCCUUCCUCUGCCAUGCUGUUGCCUUUAAUGUCACUGGAAACCUGUUUUACUAAAUUGUUGAUUGUGUAAUUUACAGACUAAAACUUUCAUAUACUCUAGUCACUGCUCUGAUACCUCAUAGUGGUAUUGUUGUUUUUCAAGUAUACAAAACGUUACGUUUUUUGGCUUCUAUCCAACAGUGUGAAUGUGAACGAGCCGUCAAAAAGAAGUAAAAAAUCAAAGCCAGAUAAGGACAUGCAGGAUAUGAUGCAUGUGUCUUUUUAUACGUGCGAUUGUGAUUCCUACUUGUAUUAUACUCUUGUGCUGUAAAUUGUGAUCAUAAUUUGUAUUUCUACACUUUCUAUUUUUUAUCAGUUGUUUGCUUAUGUGCAGAGUAGAAAACUUUAUCUCAAGUUAGCAAAAUAAUAAAUAAAUUCACCUUUGAUUUUGCAGAACAUGAAUAAUAUAGAAUUUCAACAGGUGUUGGUGAACUUUGGAGAGCACUGAUUGUGAACACGUGUGGAGAAACAUGUUACUGUACGUGCCUACAUGAGCACUCCUGUCCCGACAGCCUCAGAUUACGUCCACACGACAUGAUCUGAAAGGAAACUCAGCAGCCAUCCUCGACAGGCUGUCUCUGGUUCAGUGAAGGGUGGCACAGCCUUACAAAAAGAACGUUUUAAAAAUGCUGCGUACGUUUGUCGUCUGUGCAAUUAAAGCUUUCGUUUCCGUUGCGGGUUGGUCAGACAGCUCUAAAAGUGCUGGACAGUUGUGUUUGUAUUACAGUGUGAGUUCUAUAUUGUAUUUUGUCCCCUAAACAUGUAUUUGGUUUUAUAUUAUCAUGCAUGUCGACUGUCAUUUACUGAGUUGUUUGUAUACUGAACUUUUGUGAAGACUGUUCUUCUUGCCACUUGGCAAGGUCCUACUUUGUUAUCAGUUAAUGUAAAUCCCCAUGGGGUGAUGUUCUGUCAGAAUAAAGGAUGAAACCAAAUUA
Molecule: messenger RNA, 4625 nt
Organism: Oreochromis aureus
Lineage: Eukaryota; Metazoa; Chordata; Actinopteri; Cichliformes; Cichlidae
Product: high affinity choline transporter 1-like
Exons: 9
Coding region: 265-1926 (553 amino acids)
Biological process (GO): transmembrane transport; choline transport; acetylcholine biosynthetic process
Cellular component (GO): plasma membrane
Molecular function (GO): choline:sodium symporter activity
Source: RefSeq, a predicted model, not a curated record